This is a messenger RNA of Scheffersomyces amazonensis, 1726 nucleotides long. RefSeq names its product alpha-ketoacid dehydrogenase kinase family protein. NCBI's taxonomy places the organism in Eukaryota, Fungi, Ascomycota, Pichiomycetes, Serinales, Debaryomycetaceae. Gene Ontology annotation, molecular function: pyruvate dehydrogenase (acetyl-transferring) kinase activity. Bases 207 to 1643 code for a protein of 478 amino acids. Gene Ontology annotation, cellular component: mitochondrion. The transcript has a single exon. The record is from RefSeq and is a predicted model, not a curated record. Gene Ontology annotation, biological process: regulation of glucose metabolic process; protein phosphorylation.
ACGGGAUUUGAAGUCACCUGACUAUCCCCAGACUAAGACUAACACAGAUAGUAAGACAAUAAUAGCAAGAAGACACUAAGAGUUAAGCUACAGUAGUCAGAGAAGAGAUACAGUAGUCAGUGAAGAGAUAUACAGUAUACAGUAUCAGAGAGCAGCCAGCAUAGUAGUUCAUCAGCUCAAUAGUUCACUACGUUACUAAAACAAUCAUGAAGCCCAGAAUCGCUAUCAGACUCAAAUCUACCUACUCCCCCAUUACCUCCCAUUCCUACAUAUACCAGGACUUCCUCUCUAAAGCCGGUAAAGAAGAAAUCGCCAAACACUUAAAGAAUUUAGGUCCCUUCCCCACAUAUUCCAGUAUCCUUAAUCCCCAACAUUUCUAUCAGAAUGAAGUAUUAAUGGAGUAUCUGAAGAAAGGCCCCCAUCCGGUAUCCUUACGACAAUUGGCUGGUUAUGGUAAUAAAUUGACUAAACAAAAGAUCAUUAAUAGUGCAAACUUUGUCCGUAUAGAGUUGGCUAUUCGGUUGGCUAUGCGGAUAAGAGAUUUACAGACAUUACCUUUUGGAGUUGUUAACAAUUUCCAUUUCUCUCAGAUUUACGAGAGUUACUAUCAUCUGUUUAAUGCAUUCCGAAAGAUUCCACCUAUCCAUACUUUACAAGAUAAUUCUCAGUUCUGUGAGACAUUAUCUACUAUGUUGGAUGAUCAUGUGUUCAACUUACCUCAUUUAAUGAUGGGAGCUUUGGAAGUAUCCAUUCUUAAGAAUUUACCUCAAAAUGAGUUGGAUCAGUUUAUGAGUACUAUGAUACGAUCGCGAAUUAGUCGUCGAGUUAUUGUAGAAGAACAUUUAUCAUUAAGUGAGAAUUAUAGGUCGAAUCCUUAUGAUACAAAACCUCCUCAUUACUUAGGAGAAAUCUUUCAAAAUUGUAAUGCUGCAGAUCAUUUCCGGAUUGUGGCUGAUGUCAUUAAAUCCUCUAUGAUUGAUAUUUAUCCUGACAUUAAUAAAAUGCCUGAUUUAGAAAUUGAAGGUGAUUUAUCUACGUCAUUCCCAUUUAUGGUACCUCAUCUUCAUUAUUUACUUGGAGAAAUUCUUAGAAAUUCAUUUGAAGCCACCAUUAAGACUCAUGGACCUAAAACUUCAAAGAAAUUACCUCCUAUUACUGUUACUAUCAUUAAUUUAAAGCGAGAAGUCACGUUUCGAAUCAGUGAUCGUGGUGGAGGUAUAAGUCAUGAUCAAUUAAAGGGUAUUUGGUCGUUUGGGAAGAAUCCCGAACUCGCUAGAAAGUCAUUAGCCAAUUUCCAUAGAAUCCCUGGCUUACAAUUAUACUCCAACUUGAAAGUAACUGCAUCGGGUUCAUCUAUUGUCAAUAACCCUACAUCGACUCAGGAUUCAGCUAAGGUAUUAAAUCAGACUUCCUUAUCCGAUACUGAACACUCCACCAAGAAAAAGAAAUCAACAUUAGAAAACUUAACCACAAGACCCUUUGAAUACAAACUUGGCUUGGGUUUACCUAUGUCCCAAAUCUAUGCCUACUAUUGGAAUGGAGAUUUACUGAUGAACUCGCUUGAGGGUUACGGUAGUGAUACAAGUCUUACCUUAAGUAAGCUUGGUUAUCAUUCCAAUGUCACCCAGUUGGAUAGAGCGUAAGUACUGAAGAUGUAUACAAUAAUAUAUAAUAAUAUAUAUAUAGUUUAGUUGCGCCGCGCAAAACAAAACAAAAAUAUUUUGAC